Rangifer tarandus platyrhynchus (Svalbard reindeer) is the source of this 1974-nucleotide messenger RNA. Lineage: Eukaryota; Metazoa; Chordata; Mammalia; Artiodactyla; Cervidae. The record is from the annotation of a GenBank genome assembly.
AUGGCAGGGGCUGAGCUCUCUGUCCCCCCUGAGCAGUUCACCCAAAUCAAAGAACCAGAGUUGAUACCAGACAGGGCCCUGGAGGAGGAGGAGCAAGAGGAAAAUGACGGGGUGUGCCGAGUAAAGGAACAGUGUGACUCUGCGGGUUUGGAGGUGGAGAGUGUUCAGGGGCCCCUCCAGAGCACGAUCCUGGAGGAGGUGCCAGAGCUGGUGCUGACUGCCCCAGAGGAGAACGAGAAGCACAUCCUGACCCUGCAGACCGUGCACUUCCCCUCAGAAGAGGCUGAACUGCAGGACCUCAGCUGGCUGGAUCCCCAGAAGGAGGACGAGAUGCAGGUGAUGGUGCAACAGGCUGAUAGUGGGGUGCAGUCGCUGGUGUGGCUCAGGGAGGUGGCCCAGCAGAGCCUGCACCAGUGUGUCCUCAGUGUCCAGGAGGAGGUAUACUCGCUGCAGGAGAUGGAGGUGAUGCAGUAUCAGCUUCUGGAGGAGAAUGUGACCGGGGCCAAUGAAGACUGUAAUUCUGCAGUGAGCAUGGAAGAAAGCACUGGAUCCAUAAAGUUCCAGAAAGGUCAGGAAGAGGAACAGCUGCUCGCUGAAGGUGGAUUCAGUGAAAAUACAGAAGAGCAGUUUUUUCUUGUGGAAGCAAGGCCAGGAGAUGAAGGAAGAGAUGAAAUCGUUCUGACAUUUUCAAACUUAAAUAUGGAAGAACAAAAAGAGAAACCUGAACUGGAUCAAGCACACCUUGAAAAACCCAGCACUACGAAAAAUCAAAAGAAGGCAAAGGAAGUAAAACGAACCUUCCACUGCAACUUGUGCAAGUUCACCUCUUCUAGAAUUUCCAGUUUCAAUCGUCACAUGAAAACUCACAGCACUGAAAAGCCCCACGUGUGUCACCUUUGUCUGAAAGCUUUCCGUACAGUUACCCUCCAUCGGAACCAUGUCAAUACCCAUACAGGAACCAGGCCCCACAAGUGUGGUGACUGUGACAUGGCAUUUGUCACCAGUGGAGAACUCGUCUGGCACAGACGUUAUAAACACACUCACGAGAAACCCUUUAAAUGUUCCGUGUGCAAGUACGCUAGUGUGGAAGCGAGCAAGUUGAAGCGCCACAUCCGCUCCCACACGGGUGAGCGCCCGUUUCAGUGCUCCCUCUGCAGCUAUGCCAGCAAGGACACCUACAAGCUGAAGCGGCACAUGAGAACACAUUCAGGUGAGAAGCCCUACGAAUGCCACAUCUGCAAUGCCCGCUUCACCCAGAGCGGGACCAUGAAGAUGCACAUCGUGCAUAAGCACAGCAAGAAUGUCCCCAAGUACCAGUGCCCCCACUGCGCCACCAUCAUCACCAGGAAGAGCGACCUGCGUGUCCAUUUGCGCAACCUGCACACAUACGAGACUGCAGAGAUGAAGUGCCAUUACUGCCCUGCUGUGUUCCACGAUCGCUACAGUCUUAACCAGCACCAGAAAACUCACAAAAAUGAGAAGAGAUUCAAGUGUGACUACUGCAGCUAUGCCUGCAAGCAGGAACGUCAUAUGACAGUUCACAUACUUACCCAUACCGGAGAGAAGCCAUUUGUCUGUCUCUCCUGCAAUAAAUGUUUCCAACAGCAGCAGCUUCUAAAUGUGCACUUCAAGAAAUACCACGAUGCCAAUUUCGUCCCGACUGUUUAUGAAUGCCCCAAGUGUGGCAAAGGUUUUUCCCGCUGGAGAAACAUGCACAGACACUCAGAAAAAUGUAACUCCGGGCAGGAAAAGCCAGCCACCCUGGAAAAAGAAAGAACAACGAAGAAGAAGCCCGCCAACCCAAGAGAGCCAGCCAAGGAAGACGAAGCCACAGCCGAGGAGGUAUCCCUGGUGAGUGGAGAGCUGUACCCAGAAGAGAUGGAGCCCACUGACUUCCUAGAAGCCAAGACCGAAGGCGAGGACCUGGAGGAAGACCUGGCCUGUGACAUGAUCCUGGCCUUGAUGGAUAAGUGA